UUUCCCUAAAAAUUCCCUAACUAGAAAUUGGAUUCUCUCUCUCCUAAUGAGUCCGAGCCACGGUAUCAUCACCAUCUUCUUCUACCUCAUUCUCCUCCUGGUCUCAAGUGUCGAUGCCUUCACGAGACAAAGCACGUACAUAAAUUACAUGAAUCAAUUUUUGGCUCCUCAAAAUGCAGCUCGAUCCGCCCUGCGCAUGCAACCAUUGGCAUGGGACGUGAAAUUGGCGCGUUAUGCAAAGUGGUAUGCCAACCAAAGGCGAUUCGACUGUGAUUUGAAGCAUUCCAAUGGACCUUAUGGGGAGAACAUUUUUUGGGGGAGUGGCAACAACUGGACCCCGGCUCAGGCGUCUGCGGCGUGGGUUUCGGAGCGAAAGUGGUACAAUUAUGGGUCCAAUUCAUGUACUGGUGGACAAGAAUGUGGGCAUUACACACAGAUUGUGUGGAGCAGUACAAGGAGAGUUGGGUGUGCCCGGGUGACUUGUUCUGGUGGUAGGGGUGUCUUCAUGACUUGUAACUAUGACCCUCCUGGGAAUUUCAUUGGAGAAAAGCCAUACUGAAUGGGAGAUUACUACCAAAGAAGGGUAUUUUAUUGGUGGAGUUUUGGGUUCACCAUCUUGUGCAGAGUUGGCCUGAACCAUACGACAAGUGGUCGGACUGUUGUAUCCUGGAGGGGACAAGUCAUA
Molecule: messenger RNA, 685 nt
Organism: Camellia sinensis
Lineage: Eukaryota; Viridiplantae; Streptophyta; Magnoliopsida; Ericales; Theaceae
Product: pathogenesis-related protein PR-1
Cellular component (GO): extracellular region
Source: RefSeq, a predicted model, not a curated record